AUAAAUUACUAAAGAAAUAUCUUUAGCAACAAUUGUUGCAAUUGAACAAAAUUAAAAACCAAAAGCCGCAACGGCUUAAGCGAGGCGCAGGCGCCGCCUUUCACCCGAGUUGGCAGCACUGCUCGCCCACUACUACGCAAAAUAGGCAGCACUGUACACAGCUUAAGCCAAUUCUAAGCGCGCUGCUCCUCCUCCAGCCUCUGCUGCAUCUUCUUCCCACAUCUAAACCAAAGAACAGCCUUCAAAGUGGAUUUAACCAACUACAACAAAAUGCUGCAGUCCAGCAAUCAUCAUUAUCUAAGGCCGGAUUAUAUGACAGCUGCCGCAGCUCCAACAGCGCUGGACAACAAGAGCAGCCCGUUGGCGCUAUUGGCACAAACAUGCAGCGCCAUCGGUGCGGAUACCACAAACCCCAAGCUGUUGGCGGCCAAUAUUGAAAAGUCCACAAAACAGCAGCCGAAGGUCAUGGGCAAUGGCAACGGACUGGACAGUACACGCGAUAAAUCCUCACCGGUUAGCAGUCAUUCAUCCAGCGUUAGCACCGGCUCCGUCGAGCAGCAGCAGCUGCCGCCGGCACACAGCAAAACCCUCAGCACCUUUAAGCCCUACGAGACCAACAACAACAACAACAACAACAGCAGCAGCAGCAGCAACCACAACAACAAUAGCGAUUGCGGCGCCACAAAUCUCACCAGCAACAGCAACAGCAGCAGCAACCAACGCGUAAAGACACCCAAGGCAAUGGCCAUGGGCAUGGGCAGUGGAGCCUCGGCAAACGGACAGCCACGCUGCGACUCGAAUCAAAGUGCCAGCAGCAGUUCGCAGCGCGAAUCUCCCAAUGCCAGCGUCUCGAACCAGCUGCGACGCACGCCCAAUGCCACAGGCACCCAGCUCAACGGCAGUCCGGUGCACUCUUCCGCGCCGGCACGCAGCAGCUCCAAAGAGUCAGCGGCGAUGCAUAGCCCCAGCACAGCCUCGAAUCCCAGCUCCACUCGACUGCAAGAGGCGGCCUAUGCAGCUGCCAAGGAGGCCAGCUAUGUGAAGGCUCUGCAUGCGGCCAGCCAACAGGCCAGCCCCUCAGCGGGCUCUUACUAUCCGACAGGCUAUGGUUCACCCUAUCCCAUGGAUUUGAUGACUGCAAGCUCGCUGAUGUCGCCGCAUCAUGCGAUGUUCAAGGCCUCGGCUAUGAAUCCCUAUUUGAACUAUGCGCGCCUCAAAGGUCUGACGGAUCCCUCGGCUAUGAUGGCAGGCGCGCCCAACAUCUGUCGCGAUCCCUACUGCACGGGCUGCCCGGCCAGUCCGCACUAUAUCAACAAGGCAGCUGGGCAGCCCUGCCCGGCGGGCUGUCCGCAGUGCGAGAUGGGCGGAGGCGGUAAGUCGGGAGGCAGCUCUGCUGGCGCCGGAGGGUCCAGUGCAGCAGCAGCAGCGGCAGCUGCCGCCUCCUCUUACCACGCCCAGCUGGCGGCAUUGGCGGCCGCCUCUCAGCUGCCGUAUGUGUGCUCCUGGAUUGGCAGCGACGCGGCGUAUUGUGGCAAGCGUUUCGGCACCUCCGACGAUCUGUUCCAGCAUUUGCGCACGCACACAGCCUCCGUGCCGGAUGCAGUGCUCAGUGCCGCGGCAGCGGGUGGCAUACCACCGAACCAUCCGCUCUUUCAGCGCACCUAUCCCACCCCGCCGCUCAGCCCACUUUCGGCGGCGGCGCGCUACCAUCCGUACGGCAAGCCGUCCAUGCUGCCGCCCUCGCUAGCUCCGCCCGGAGUUAUGCCCGGACUGCCUCCACAUGCCGCGCUGGCUCAGUACUUAGCGCCUUACUCGUUAUAUGGACCGCGCAUGGGCUCCUCGCACCCGUAGUAGAAGCCGCACCCGUAGACGGAGCAGUUGGUCAACAUUCAGUCAAAUCAUUUUGCUUGAGUUGGCCCCCAAACUGUGGGGCAGCGGGCAGGGACUGGGUCAGGGGCGGGUCAACUCAUUCGUGAAACGAAAGCUAGUGAUCUAAUGUACUAUAGCUACAUACAAAUGUUUAAAUUUAGCUUUAGGCGAAAAGUUCUAUUCAAGGAUAUGCCGCACAUCCACUCGUUCGUCGUGUGUCUCUCUGUAUGUCCCAUUUAAAGCUUAUGGUAAUUGUAAUAUUAUU
Drosophila hydei is the source of this 2134-nucleotide messenger RNA. RefSeq names its product zinc finger protein Elbow (gene elB). The transcript has 3 exons. The record is from RefSeq and is a predicted model, not a curated record. Gene Ontology annotation, cellular component: nucleus. Bases 271 to 1851 code for a protein of 526 amino acids. Lineage: Eukaryota; Metazoa; Arthropoda; Insecta; Diptera; Drosophilidae. Gene Ontology annotation, biological process: negative regulation of DNA-templated transcription.